Cimex lectularius (bed bug) is the source of this 1859-nucleotide messenger RNA. RefSeq names its product peroxisomal N(1)-acetyl-spermine/spermidine oxidase-like. Gene Ontology annotation, molecular function: polyamine oxidase activity. The coding region runs from base 154 to 1773 and encodes 539 amino acids. Lineage: Eukaryota; Metazoa; Arthropoda; Insecta; Hemiptera; Cimicidae. The transcript is spliced from 3 exons. The record is from RefSeq and is a predicted model, not a curated record.
UGUGUUAAAUCAGUGAAAAAAAAUUAUUUGGUUUAGUACAUGUAUAGGUUAGUUUGCUUUAGCAAAAUUUACAAUCAAAAUUAUUAUGUGUUUUUAAAGACGGAUUUUGUGGAAUUUCCUCGAAUUUUUGGUUCCUAGAACGAACCAAGGAUCAUGUGCUCAAAACGCGGCAUCUUGUCAGUGAUACAAAGGGGGUUCCGUACGUCACCAUGCAUAAGAGCGACGUAUCCGACGGAAUUCGAAAUGUUCAUGAAGUGCAGAAAGGACGCCUACCUGGAGACAUGCAUCAUAGACGAUUCUAUGAUAAAUCCUUGUUGGGAAUCACCGAAAGUCGUCAUUAUCGGAGCCGGGGUUGCUGGACUCUCGGCCGCCUCCAGGCUUGCCAGCUCCGGUUUUCCAAAAAUAACCGUAUGCGAAGCUGCUGAUAGACCUGGAGGAAGAAUACACAGCUGUUGGUUUGGGCCGACUGUCACAGAAAUAGGGGCGACUUACCUUCACGGGACGACGAUAGCGAAUUCCGUUUUUCCCAUGGCAGCGAGCGAAGGGCUGGUGAAAGAACCGUACAUGAAGGAAACAGACGAUGGGCUGAUGAUGACGAGCCAGUCGGAAAUAAUAAGCACGUUUGUUUCCUCGGCUUCAGACGCCUGUUUCAAAACUAUACUCAAGCAGGCGGCCGACCUUUUUGUGAUGUGCGGCCCUGGUGUUCAAUGCGGUUCGCUACACGAUUUCAUCUCCCGCAGGAUAGACCAGGAAAUCAAACUCUUUCCGUUUCAGUACAGGGCGCAAGCGGCCAAAGUCAUGGUGAGCAAGAUGGUCGAUUUAGAGUCGAAAAUCGGCGCCGAGCUUUAUAAAGUAGCCGCUUGCCAGUUCGGUACCCUGGUCGACAUCCCCGGUGGGAAUAUAAGUGUGCCUUCGGGCAUGGUCGGAAUUCUGGCGCCGAUGCUGAAAGACAUGCCGUCCUGCAGCAGCAUCAAGUAUUGCAAACCGGUCAAAAAGAUCAACUGGAAAACCAGCGACCCCGAUUGUCCCAGAUGUAGAGUCUAUUGCGUCGACGGCGACGUCCUCGAAGCCGACUACGUCAUCGUGACGGUCUCUCUUGGAGUCUUGAAAUCAAAUUCGAUCAAGUUCGACCCGCCUUUGCCCGAGGGAAAGCAGAAGGCGAUAAACGAGAUGGGCUUCGGCCAUGUAAACCACGCCUAUCUCGAGUACGAAAAGCCGUUUUGGGUCUGGUCCGAAGGAUCGGUAAGGCUAGGAUGGAACUUCGAGGAAAGUGAGCACAGAGAGGGCUGGGUAAAAGGAAUUUCGGCGAUCAAAGAGCUCCCGACGAGUCAGCAGAUUCUCCAAGUGACCGUCGGCGGCGACGCCGCACUCAUCCUCGAGUCCCUCUCGGACGUGCAGAUAGCCCAGGACAUCACGUCCGUGCACAGAAAAUUCCUGAACAACCCGGAGCUGCCUUAUCCGGUCAACGUCCAAAGGUCCAAGUGGUCGUCCUCGCCUUUCUUCGCAGGAGCUAAAAGCUAUUUCGGACUGAACACUACUCUCCAGACUCAGUGCGAAAUCGGGAAGCCCGUUCCGGACGGCUGCUGCAACGAACUUCCUGUAUUGUGCUUCGCCGGCGAAGCCACAGCCAUCGGCGCCCACGGGACCGUCCACGGCGCGAGAAACAGUGGCCUCAGAGAAGCAGAUCGCAUAAUCUCCAUGACGAAGAAAUUGAAAGGACGACCCAAAUUGACUCAGGAAAAUUCCGAAGAUAAAGCCGUCGCGAACAUAUAAAAUCACUUUUCCUUCUGAUGUAAAUCACAUGUCUUCAAGUUUUAUAUUUAAAAACGUACUGUUUCUUAUAAAAUCAUGUGUUAUUA